Molecule: messenger RNA, 1178 nt
Organism: Mytilus trossulus (common blue mussel)
Lineage: Eukaryota; Metazoa; Mollusca; Bivalvia; Mytilida; Mytilidae
Product: protein IMPACT-like
Exons: 10
Coding region: 120-1043 (307 amino acids)
Biological process (GO): GCN2-mediated signaling; regulation of translational initiation
Cellular component (GO): cytoplasm
Molecular function (GO): protein binding
Source: RefSeq, a predicted model, not a curated record
UCAAUAUUGUUUAUUUUUUAAAAUGGCGAUUUUGUGGAAGGUAGCCACGUUCAUCAGGUUGUAUUAGAAUCUGCUAGAAAUGACCGCAUUUUUAGUUAGUUUUACUGUUUUAAAAAGGCAUGACUGAAACAAAUUUCGAGAGACAGAAAGAAGAGAUAGAAGCUUUGACGUCUAUUUAUGGAGAUGAUUGGUUAAUGAUAAGUGAUCAUGAAUAUAACAUACAUAUAACUCCUGAAAAUGACCAAUCUCAUGGGGUCAAUUUAGAAAUAAUUUUUACUGAUGGCUAUCCAAAAGAUGGUCCUGCUAACUACCAGAUAAGUGCUCCAUGGUUGAAAGGAGAGUCUAGGCAAAAGAUUGAAAAUGCUCUGAAUGAUGUUUACUUAGAAAAUGUCGGUGAAAGUCUAAUAUACCUGUGGGUAGAAAAGAUUAGAGAAUUAGUUCAAGAAACAUUGGAGACAGGCAAUAAAUCACCAAGUGAAAAUGUUUCUUCAGACGAAGAAUUUUGUUUCGGAGAUGAAGACAUUCGCCUUGCUCAAUUGGAACUUACCUCCCCUGAUUCCAUAGAACAAGCAGACGAUGGCUCAGAUUGGGAGUGUCCUGUUAUAACAUCAGGGGAGGUACUUGUUGACAGAAACAGUAGAUUUGUAGGUCACAUCGCUCCAGUAUUCCAUGUUAAACAGACAAAAAUGAUGCUGUCCUCUUUAAAAGAAAACAAAAAGAUAGCGGCUGCUACACAUAAUAUAUAUGCCUGUAGAAUAUUAAAGGAUGAACAUGGAGGUCAUCCUACAUUUUAUCAGAUGUGUGAAGAUGAUGGAGAAACUCAUGCUGGGUCACGUCUAUUACAUUUAUUACAGAUAGUAGAUGCCAGAAAUGUAAUGGUAGUAGUAACAAGAUGGUAUGGUGGUGUACAUCUAGGUCCUGAUAGAUUUAAACAUAUCAAUAACUGUGCCAGAAUACUACUAGAUCAACAUGGCUUUAUUAGAUCUAAAGAUGAUAAGAAAGGACCAAAGAGUUCAUCAGGUGGCAAAAAAAAGAAAAAGUAAAUAGUUGUAAAUAGUAGCUUGUUCUAGUCAUAUAUGAACUGGUGUGAUUCCACAGCUGAAACAAAGUGCAAUGUACAGUGAUGCGUUCUGUCAAAAAUGUGGGCAUGCUACCGAGGAUUAUGGAGAAUAAUCUUA